UCUACACAUAUAUUUCUAUUAUUCGUACGUAAGUACUUUAACUAAAACAAUAUGAGUGGUAGAAAGAGGCCACGUAGGCAAUACAGUGAAAACAAUAGAAAUUGGCCAAAAGAAACUUAUCUGGAAAAACUAAAAGAGAUGAGUAUCGGGGUCAAUGCAACGUGGAAGGUAGAAAUGCUUCGUCAAUUAUAUUUGGCUAAUAAACCAAAAACUACGUCUAUAACAAUUCCUGAAACAUCAAAUCAGCCUCCCGUUAAUGAGUUGCAAAACUCUACAAAUACGACUGAUCAAGAAGUAGGAUUAUAUCACCCGUCAACGCUUCCUAUCGUAAAUGAUACGCGUAUUCAUACGCCAGGUAACGCACUUAAUCUAAACAGUGAGGUACUCUUUAGGGAAUCUGCCGCAGCCUUUACCUCAGCAACAGAAACUCUAUCAAAUAUCGCUAAACUGAUGUUAAAACAAUCAAGUACAGAAAAUGUUACUGAAAAAGAAUCAACCACACCUACAAUAGAAUCUGCCAUAAGAUGUUCCAAUAGCCGACUAACAGACUCCGCUGCCGAGGCUACAUCGACAGGAAAAGUAUACUAUGCUGAAGAUCUACCAAAGAUGGAUUUUGUUGCCCCCUCCAUAAAAAAGCAGAUAAUAGAAGACCUUCCAAAAAGCAGCACCAGCAGCAGAGAAAGAACCCACUCCGUGUCCGAAAUCUUGGCAAGUAAUGUGGAAUUAAAUGCAAAAGUUAAACAUUUAAUUCACAACUCAAUCGCAAGCAGUACGCGUUCGCAAUACGAACAUGGAUUUAAAUCAUACAAAAACUUUUUGUGUCUAUCCGGUUUUAAGUGGGAUGAUAAAACAGAUUUGCCACCUUUAACGGAAGAUAUCUUAAUGCAUUACGCUACACAUUGUCAUGAAAAUCUUAACAUAAAAUGUUCUACAAUAAAAAUGUACAUUUGUGGUUUAAGAUACAUAUAUCUUCAAUCCGGAGUACAGUGUUUAUUCAGUAGCUGUUGUUCUUCAAAACUGCUUAGGUUAGAAACAAUUUACAGGGGUAUUAAGAAACAGGAAGUAAAGAGUUCCCGAAAAAGAUUACCGCUAACUUAUGAUAAAAUUGAAAAUAUGAUAACAGUGCUUCAAAAGGGAAUAUUUUCGCCAUUUGUUACUGCACUUAUUGAGGCAGCUUGUAUCGUCGCAUACUUCGGAUUUCUCCGCUGCGGUGAAUUAACCGUCAACACGGACUUCAAUGCAUCUUGCAAUCUAUGUAUAGAAGACAUCACUUUCGAGGAGGAUAACGCAAUAUUACAUUUAAAGUCGUCUAAAACGGACCCUUUCAGAAGUGGAGUAAAUAUUUAUCUUUUCAAAAACAACACCGCUUUGUGCCCGGUCAAAUCUUUAAUUAGAUACCUCGCGGUUAGAAGAUCUAGAUUCAGCAUAGCCUGCAACUCUAGUCCGCUCUUUGUUAUGGAAAAUGGAGAGGCUCUAACACGUACGUUUUUCAUCAAUCAUGUUCGAUCCAUCCUGGAAAUUAUCGGACUCAAUCCAUCUAAUUACAACGGACAUAGCUUCCGAAUAGGAGCUGCAACAUCAGUUGCAUCAAAAAUUGAAGAUCACCUGAUCAAGAUUUUAGGUCGUUGGAGUUCCGAAUGCUAUACCAGAUAUAUUCAUACUCCAAAAUCAACAAUUAAACGAGCCCAGCUAGCCUUGAUAUCCGAUUAGUCUAGUUUUACUAUUCAACAGUUUUCUUUGUAAGAGUUCUUGGAAAAUAUGUGCGCGAUUCUACGGUGGCAUAAUAAUCCACUGUUCAGAAUGAGUGUUUUAUUGUCAGAUACAUGUAAGACUACGAUUCCUUUUAAUAUAAUUUCAAUUUGAUUAAAAGGGGCAUAAUAAUCCCCGUCGACUGCAGUGUGUUGCUUUAUUAAUUGGAAUAACACCAUCAUUGGAAUCAGUGUGUUCAUUACUUCCACUUGUGCAUAAGAGUCCACAUGUCUGCAAUGUUUUUUGACGGGGCACAAUAAUCCCCUUUCUAUGAGUUUGAAGAUGCUCAUCAUUGGGGCUUGACAAUCCGUAGUUGUAUAAUGUGUUACUCUACUAAAAGUGGUGUUCUAUUCCCUAUAUGAUUUGAAUAUAUUAUAUUGAGCAGUAUGAUAGCGUAGUAUGAUCGUGUAUAUACUUAUAUGUCAAAUUUAGAUGCUUUUUUGUUUUUAAACUAUAAUUCGUGUCUGACUA
Molecule: messenger RNA, 2220 nt
Organism: Mytilus californianus (California mussel)
Lineage: Eukaryota; Metazoa; Mollusca; Bivalvia; Mytilida; Mytilidae
Exons: 2
Coding region: 52-1710 (552 amino acids)
Biological process (GO): DNA integration; DNA recombination
Molecular function (GO): DNA binding
Source: RefSeq, a predicted model, not a curated record